UUUCUGAAGAGAUAUAAAAGGAAAUUAAACGUACCUUUUUCAUUCUGUUCCUGACGCAUGAUGGAUCUGCGUGUCUCUGCUGUUCUUCUGUUCGUUUUCCUCACUGGAGGACACUCUCUGAAGUGCUACACAUGCUCAUCUGCUCCGGGAGGUACCUGUGAAGCAAAAGUGGAGACAUGUGGAAAUGGAUUUUCCAAAUGUGAAAGCAUAGCAAGAGAAAAAACAGUUGAUUCCGCUAAGCUGUGGUCCACAGUUAAACGGUGUGCAGUUACUUGUGAAGCUGGGAACCAGCAUGUCCUGGAAGAAGGGACAGAAAUCAGCCACUGCUGUGACACUGACCUCUGCAACGGAGCAGAUGGAGCGUAUAAGGGAAGCUUCCUCCUGCUGUCGGCUCCUCUGCUCUUCUACUUCCUGUUUCAGUGAAUCCCGCUGCACUUCAUACGUUACGCAUAUUUCUACGCGUAUUUCUUGUUCAAGAAAUAAAUAAAUCUUGUCAAUCGUGAAAA
This is a messenger RNA of Puntigrus tetrazona (Sumatra barb), 506 nucleotides long. Its product is annotated as lymphocyte antigen 6 complex locus protein G6d-like. The record is from RefSeq and is a predicted model, not a curated record. The transcript has 4 exons. Lineage: Eukaryota; Metazoa; Chordata; Actinopteri; Cypriniformes; Cyprinidae. The coding region runs from base 58 to 423 and encodes 121 amino acids.